CUUUUCUCCCUCCCAUUUCCCAUUAUCUUCCCUAUUAGCAUCGCCUCAGUAUCCCCUUCACUUCUACCCAUAAGCAUCAGCCUAAAUUGAUACUGGCCCACGAUGGUUCGGCCCGGACGCCAGGAGAGGGAUCGAUCCCUGCUUCCGUCCGAGUUAGCUCAAUCGCAAGCGGACUCCAGGCAUGGUGUACCUCCCCCCUGGGAAGAGCUGGGUGACGUUCCAUCUGUGGCUGAGGAGGAUGUGGGUUCGCAGAUUUAUGUUGACCCUGACGCAGCCGCCCAUGAUGAAGCGCAAGGGGAUGGCGAAGGCGGCGAUGACGGCGGGUACGAGGAUGAUCGAGAUGUGGGCGUAGGUGGCGAGGUCGACGAGGUAGAGGACGACAAGGGAAGCGAGGAUGAGCAAGAAGACGAGGCAGGAUGCAACGAUGAUGAGCCCCAAUUUGAUCCCUCGGCGAUGGGUUUGAAGGAAAUCAGCAAUCUUGCGAGCUUCACGGUCAGCAGCUAUAAGCCCGGCUGUGGAGUGAAAGAGCUCCGAGACGACGAUGCAAACCAAUUCUGGCAGUCUGACGGACCGCAACCGCACCGCUUGAAUAUUCACUUCAUCAAGCGCGUCGAGAUACGCGCACUUCGACUCUAUCUAGACUAUGAGCUCGAUGAGAGCUACACGCCCACCAAGAUCCAAAUCACGGCCGGCUUCGGGCCCAACCAGACCAUCCCAUUCACGACCAUGGACCUGUCCAUGCCAAAAGGUUGGAUCGACGUGCCCAUCGCCGGAGCCGGAGGCGGUGCGGAUGGCAACUCUCUCUGCUGCUGGUUUGUCCGUGUCAUUGUUGUUGAGAACCACCAGAACGGGAAGGACACCCAUAUUCGCGGUGUCAAGGUGUACGCGCUAGACGACACUGCGGAUACCGCCGAGAAUAAUCCCGUUGACGAUAUGGUCGAGGCCAUCGACGAUUACAGCGAGAGGAUGGCUGAAAUGGACGUUCACGAUCACGAUGAGGACACCCUGAAGAAAAUCGAGGAGGAUAAACAACGUCGGAAGGCCAAGGCUAAGAAGUACACACCCGGCGACGGAGGACUAAGCAUCCCCGACUUCAUGAGAGAGCCGGAGAUUCGUUAAGGCCUGUCUAGGAAGGGCAGCGCCGCCAGAUGUAUAGAUCGAGGGUUUGGGGCGUUUCGGAAGUCAUGGCUGGUCAUUACGAUACCCCAUUAUUGGUGCUCUGGAUUUGGGGAAAGACAUAGGGGCUACCAUAUGCCUAUGUGAAGCCGGACGACUCGUCCAGCCACUCACGGACCAAAUGGUCUUGUGGUAUUUCCAAAAGCACGAGGAUAGAGAUUGUUUAUGGGCAAAGCAAGUCUUGCGACAAAGGCCGUGCGCAACUGGAGAUGACACCUAGUAAAUUCGAGGCUUUCACCCUCUUUAGAGGACUAGCGAAUUGUUAAUCGUCAUAAUGAGAACUACAUAUGCU
Durotheca rogersii is the source of this 1468-nucleotide messenger RNA. Its product is annotated as anaphase-promoting complex, subunit 10-domain-containing protein. Gene Ontology annotation, cellular component: anaphase-promoting complex. The record is from RefSeq and is a predicted model, not a curated record. Bases 103 to 1119 code for a protein of 338 amino acids. The transcript has 2 exons. Gene Ontology annotation, biological process: protein K11-linked ubiquitination; anaphase-promoting complex-dependent catabolic process. Lineage: Eukaryota; Fungi; Ascomycota; Sordariomycetes; Xylariales; Xylariaceae.